UCAACAACUCCCAUUAUAUACCUUAAGGCAAUAACUUCACUGUCCUUCACAUCCUCAAGCUUUUUCAUCUAUGGCGAAAGCUUUCUCCCACAUCAAUGGCAACCCAAUGUUUUAUUUUCCCUCUAGACUAAAUCCCAACCGUCCAUUUCCUUUGCUUUUGUCUUAUAACAAGCCUUUGAAAUGCAACCAAUCUUAUUUGGCCUCUAUAAACGAAGACAUCGAAGCGCAUCUAAAACAGGCUAUCCCUAUUCGUGAACCGCUCUCUGUUUUGGAGCCCAUGCACCAUUUGACGUUCGCCGCCCCACGGACCACCGCUUCGGCUUUAUGCGUGGCAGCUUGUGAGUUGGUCAACGGUCACCGGGAUCGAGCUUUGCCGGUAGCGUCCGCGAUUCAUCUCGUGUAUGCGGCUUCGUUCACCCAUGAGUGUGCUCCACGGAGUGAAACCUCUAGGCCUACGUCCAAAAUUCAACAUGUGUAUGGUCCAGGCAUUGAGUUGCAAAUUGGUGAUGCGAUGAUACCAUUUGGGAUGGAGCUUUUGGCUAAAUCCGAUAAUCCAGCCCGAAAUGAUUCAGAUCGAAUUCUACGUGUGAUGGUUGAGAUCACGCGUGCGAUUGGUUCGGAAGGAAUGAUUUACGGGCAGUAUGAUGAAGUGGAAUCUUAUCAAUCCGACAAUAACAAGUCGAGCCACAUCGAAGAAAUCGAGCGUGUCUCCGAAAAAUAUGAAGGAACAUUGUAUGCUUGUGCGGGUGCUUGUGGGGCAAUAAUAGGAGGGGGAAGUGAAGAUGAAAUAGAGAAACUGAGAAAGUAUGGUUUACAUAUAGGGAAAAUAGAGGGGAUUAUGAAUAGAAUUGGAAGCAACAGUGACAAGGAUUUGAUGGAAAAAUUGGUGGAGGAGCUGAGAAAUUUGGCUAACAAUGAAUUGAGAGGGUUCAAUGAAGCAAAGGUGAAAGCAAUUUUCAACACACAAUCUAGUUCAUUUGAUCUUUGUAAGCAAUGAUUAAAACGUGAUAUCUAAAUGGGUCCAAAUCUAAGUAAUAUCCCAAAUCUAGUGCUUUCGUUGUACUAAAAAUAAGUUCUAAAACAUGUCCCUUUUUCACAAAUGAUGUCCUAAUUUAGAAUAAGAAAAAUAAUAUUCAAGUUUUCAAAAAAAAUUAUUUCAAUGACUCGUUUGGUUGACAUGUAUUAUUAGUUUAAUGGAAAGAAAUUUUGAAGUGUCAUUUGUCGAA
Molecule: messenger RNA, 1226 nt
Organism: Gossypium raimondii (Peruvian cotton)
Lineage: Eukaryota; Viridiplantae; Streptophyta; Magnoliopsida; Malvales; Malvaceae
Product: heterodimeric geranylgeranyl pyrophosphate synthase large subunit 1, chloroplastic
Exons: 1
Coding region: 71-997 (308 amino acids)
Biological process (GO): isoprenoid biosynthetic process
Molecular function (GO): prenyltransferase activity
Source: RefSeq, a predicted model, not a curated record